AUGACACUAACGAUCUUCGCCAAGUUGGUUAUUCUAUGGAUCAGUCUUCUUUUAAUCCAGACGACCUUUGGUAUCGCAUUAGAAGGGGGGCAAAAAAAGCGAUCGGCCGCCGGACAGCUCAAUGAGCUAGCUGGGCACAAAAACCAUUCUGCUCGCUCUUUUUUCCCGGAGAAGAGAGACAUUACGGAUCAUUGGAUCAGAGUUCUCUCGAAAUUCGAUUGGCCGGAGGAUUUUGAAUGGACAAAAAAGAUCGAUGUUGCGAUUCUUUUUAAACAAAAACAAGCAGAAAGCGCCUCAUACCACGAAAAGUUCGAUGAAGAGAUCAAAAGCUAUUAUGGCCAGGACGUUUAUGAGGUUCAGAAAGAUGGAUCUUUCAAAGCUUACUGCGCAGAAUGGAGAUCCGACUAUAGACCAUUUUGCGUAAUUUCUGCCAGUGAAAUUAAGAUAUUCGUGGAAUUUAUUUCGCUGAAUGAAUGGCUUGUGGAUGGGAUGGCAUCAGUCAUAGAAAGUAGUCCGAUGCAGAACUUAAAUUUCUUUCUAGCUGUGCUACAAGCAACUGGGGAAGAUCCGCGGGCACAAAACCGCCAGCUCCCAGAGCAAUUCGAAGAAACGCCAAACAUAGCAAGCAGAAAUACACCCGAUUUAAAGCCAAAAAUCCUCAAAACCUCCAAAAGAUCAAAGUUGCGAAAGCGCUCGCCCGUGAUGAUAGCGGAGAGUACUUACGACGUUCGAUUUCUAGCUACACCUCCACCCAGCUUAGAAGAAACAACCCGGCAAAAAAUUCUGACCCACGGGGUCCCGGAAAAUGCAUGGCUAGAUGAUUCUCAGGGCGAGGGUGUGAACGUAUACCUUUUGACUAGUGGGGUUUUUGAGGAGGCGAAAGACCAUCCGGAGCUCUCCAGAGCAUUAGGGACUGAAGGCCGAAUCAAAGGAUGGCUUCACCACCGCAUGGUAGGUGAUGAGGAGACCGACCGAGAUUAUAUGGAUUUCGAUGGUCAGAUUGCCCCUCCUGUUGGCACAGGUCUCGUGUCUAAGAUUCUAGGUAAGCGAGCGGGACUUGCCAAGAAAGCUGAUGUUUGGAUUGCGUCUCAUGGCAAACGAGGUUGGGAUGGGCCAUGGCCAGCACUCAUCGUCGCCGAACAAAUAAUGGCGAUUCGACAGCAUAUUUUAACCCAACGGGAAACCGAUCCUGAGUAUAAAGCCGUUAUUCAGGUUGCGUCGGAAACUAUUGAGUAUCUGAAGGAGAAAGAAAGGGGAUCAGGGGGCGUACAGUUUCCAAUUAGCAAAAACGAUAAAAACUGGAUGGAACAAAUAUCGAUUAUAAGCGACGAAGCACUCGAAUCACUGAUGCAGUUAGAAAAUAUUAUAGUAGUGUCAAGUGCGGGAGGAUCGCCUAAGGACUUUGGAACUCCAAUAGUCAACUGGCCUGCGGUGCGCGGUCCGGAUUUCAGUAACUUGGUCAUCGUGGGUGCUGUUGACAAUAGCGGGAAUCUUGUUUUUAAGGAAAAAGCUGAGUUCAUCAAGGUUUCUGCGGUAGGUUAUGGGGUUGAGGUCCCCUUUAUGAGGCGGCUAGAGGAUGUUGGCGUAAUUCAAGGCGGAUAUGAGUCUGUUGCCAAAGGCCACCAUCACGCUGCUGCCGCAGUCGCCGGAAUACUAGCAACGCAUCUAUCGUCGAAUCAGGAUUUGGAUGCCACGGGUGCCAUAAAUAAGUUGUACAAUGACGCUUAUGCUCGAACCCAUGGAGGCCCUAAAGUUGCAUGGGUGGGUGUGAGGCCGCCAGCCACGGGCUGUAAACGCCAGCGCGAAGACGAUGAUGAAUCCGGAUCUGGGGCUGGAGAGGGCGACAAGAAGCAGAAGUUGGACGAUACCGACUGUCUCUAUACUUAG
Messenger RNA from Orbilia oligospora ATCC 24927, 1887 nucleotides. RefSeq lists its product as uncharacterized. Gene Ontology annotation, biological process: proteolysis. The coding region runs from base 1 to 1887 and encodes 628 amino acids. The transcript is spliced from 5 exons. Gene Ontology annotation, molecular function: serine-type endopeptidase activity. Lineage: Eukaryota; Fungi; Ascomycota; Orbiliomycetes; Orbiliales; Orbiliaceae. The record is from RefSeq and is a predicted model, not a curated record.